Staurois parvus is the source of this 307-nucleotide messenger RNA. Lineage: Eukaryota; Metazoa; Chordata; Amphibia; Anura; Ranidae. The record is from the annotation of a GenBank genome assembly.
ACAGGAGAUGACCAGAGACUGCGGACACAGUGCAGGGGAUGACCAGAGACUGCAGACAACAGUGCAGGGGAUGACCAGAGACUGCGGACACAGUGCAGGGGAUGACCAGAGACUGCGGACAACAGUGCAGGGGAUGACCAGAGACUGUGGACACAGUGCAGGGGAUGACCAGAGACUGCGGACAGUGCAGGGAAUGACCAGAGACUGCGGACAGUGCAGGGAAUGACCAGAGACUGCGGACAGUGCAGGGAAUGACCAGAGACUGCGGACAGUGCAGGGAAUGACCAGAGACUGCGGACAGUGCAGG